Molecule: messenger RNA, 1681 nt
Organism: Helianthus annuus (common sunflower)
Lineage: Eukaryota; Viridiplantae; Streptophyta; Magnoliopsida; Asterales; Asteraceae
Exons: 9
Coding region: 50-1345 (431 amino acids)
Source: RefSeq, a predicted model, not a curated record
ACGAAGAACACUUCAUUCUCUGCAAAUCACCACUUCUCCCAAUUCAUAAAUGCCAACCAUCAUCUCACUCUCAUCUAGCGCUAACCCUAACCCUAUCUUCUCACCACUGCAACAACAACUACGGAAGAAUUCCCCUACCCUUACCAUUAACACAUGUCGAUCAUCGCAUUCAUCGUCUUCCCCAAUCUCUCCAACAAGUUACAGUUAUUAUUUUAGCUCCAGUUCCAACUCCAUUGUAACCAGAUGCUCAUCUCAUUCAGCGUCUGUUGUUGAUACGGUCGAGUGGCUCGAGCCUGAAGUUGAUGAUUCGAAUAGUGAUGGUGUGAUUGAGGAGGAUAUUAAACCUUCGAUUCCUGUUAGAGCUUAUUUCUUCUCUACUAGUGUUAAUCUGAGAAGUUUAGUGGACCAGAACAGGCACAAUUUCAUCCCGCCUACAUCGCGCAUGACUAACUAUGUUGUGUUAAGAUUUGGCAGCACCAAGCCUGAGCUUAUUGGUUCAGGUGCCACGAUAAGUGGAAGUGACUGCUGUUAUAUGGUAGUUUUUCAGUAUGGUUCAGUUGUCCUGUUUAAUGUUCGUGAUCAAGAAAUUGAUGGGUAUCUGAAAAUUGUUGAAAUGCAUGCUUCAGGUUCACUGCCUGAGAUGAGAAAAGAUGAAUAUGAAGUCAAAGAGAAACCGACACUAGACACAUGGAUGCAAGGUGGAUUAGAUCAUAUAAUGCUUCAGUAUUUGAAUAUUGAUGGGAUCCGUACGAUUGGUAGCGUUCUAGGACAGAGUAUUGCACUUGAUUAUUACGUUCGCCAGGUUGAUGAAAUGGUUGGAGAAUUUACUGAUAUAAACAGUGGUAUGGCAAAAACUGGAACCUUCCGGAUGAAGAGGAAAAAAUUAUUUCAAUUGGUGGGAAAGGCAAAUUCAAAUCUUGCAGAUGUAAUUCUUAAGCUUGGACUUUUCGAGAGAUCUGAUAUCGCAUGGAAGGAUGCUAAAUAUGCUCAGAUCUGGGAGUACAUGAGGGAUGAAUUUGAGUUGACUCAGAGGUUUGCUAGUUUGGAUUUCAAAUUAAAAUUCGUGGAGCACAAUAUUCGUUUUCUUCAAGAGAUCCUCCAAAAUAGGAAAUCCGAUUUUUAUGAAUGGGUCAUUAUUAUACUCAUAGGGGUGACAUGUAAUGGAACUCAAUUUGCAGGAGUUGAUGAAGAGGUGCAUUACCAUUUAUACCCUUUUCAACGUUGCUCUGCAGUUCUCCUAAUGCUUCUAGGGCUCCUGCUGUUCACAUCCAAACUGCAGCUCUGCUCAAAAUCUUCAUUCCAGCUAACACGGCCGUCAGGGUUUAUGCGCUGUUUGGAGGUAUAAUCUUUUUGAAUAGCUAUUCGAGGUAUGUGUCCUUUUUUGGGAAUUUCUAGUUUAACAUGCACUUGCAGAUUAUGAUUAUCUUUAUUAGGAACAUGAUCGAUAAGCAGGCCUUCAAGCUCACAGAUUGUGAGGUGGAGCUUGAAGUGCUUGGUGCCUGAUGUUGAACAAAACAUCCAGUUUCUCAUUUUGAUCUUUUACUUGAAUUGAUUUUGAUGAAUAAAGGCUAAUCUGAAGAUCUUGUUGUCUUUAUUGUGAGGGUUUCAGGGUGUUUGACAUUUGUAACUUAAACAUAAAGUACAGUUGCAAAAUGCCAAAGUCAAUUUCUUGAUUUGUUAA